Drosophila innubila is the source of this 5482-nucleotide messenger RNA. RefSeq names its product carboxypeptidase D (gene svr). The transcript has 9 exons. Bases 770 to 5092 code for a protein of 1440 amino acids. Gene Ontology annotation, molecular function: metallocarboxypeptidase activity; zinc ion binding. Gene Ontology annotation, biological process: proteolysis. Lineage: Eukaryota; Metazoa; Arthropoda; Insecta; Diptera; Drosophilidae. The record is from RefSeq and is a predicted model, not a curated record.
GCGACUUUAGCAGCGCCGUUAGCAGCGCUGCUAUAGAGGCUUUUGCGCUCUCUUGCUCUGCCACGCUCUCUCCUUGACUGACUGGCGCAGGCGCCUCACUUGCAUCUGGCAAUGCCGCCCGCACUCCGCACAGUCUGAAUAGAUGUGCGAAAACUGAAGCCGCUCACAAACAAAUGCGUGCAAAUAACAUGUUAUAAAACAAAACAAAAAAAAAACCCAAACCAAACAAGACAAAUAUUGAAAUAAAACAAAAGCCGAAAGCUAUUAAUUUGUGCUUAAACGCAACGUUGUCGCCACAAUGUGGCAAUAACAAAAAGAAAAAUCAAACCAAAAAAAAAAUAAAUAAAUAAAUACAAGCAACAACAACUCGUGACAGACAAGCGCAAAGCUUCGACGCGCUCUCUGGCGUGUGUAAUUUCCCUACAAUUAUCGCACGUCGUCGCUCUUAGCAGCAGUAGCGGUUGCUGCGACAGCGACGCCGACAGCGGCAGCGACAGUGGCAGUGGGACAGCGGGCGGGCAGCAAUGGCUUAAGGCCAAUCAACGCAGCAAAUUUUCAAACAGUACAUUUUUUGAAGCUGAGCUGAACCGAUUGGAGCUGCUGCACAACAACAGCAACUAGAAGAAGAAGAAGAAGGGAAGAAACGCUUGACGCUAAAGCUUUAUCUAAAGCGGGCAAUUUGAUUAAUUUGCACGCCAGUGAUAACUAGCGAGUAGCGACAAUAAUCUAAUAUCGAACGGCAACCAGUUGAGAGAGAGUUACACAUAAAAUGCAGUGGAUUGUAACGGUGUUGAUGCUGUCGAUGGUACCGUUAGUCCUCGUCCAGGGCUACGUUAUCAAAGAGGAUGAGAGCUUUCUACAGCUGCCACACUAUAGCAGCCAAGAGCAGCUGGAGGAUCUGUUUGCUCGCCUCGAGAAAGCGUAUCCGGAACAGGCGCGCGUGCACAGUCUCGGCCGCUCUCUGGCGGGACGCAAUCUCCUGGCCCUGCAAAUCUCCCAGAGUACGAGACAACGGGCGCUGCUAACGCCGCCCGUCAAAUACAUUGCCAAUAUGCAUGGCGACGAAACGGUUGGCCGACAGCUGCUCGUCUAUUUGGCCCAGUAUCUGCUGGGCAACUACGAGCGGAUUCUGGAGGUCGGACAGCUGGUCAAUACAACCGACAUCUAUCUGGUGCCCACCAUGAAUCCCGAUGGUUAUGCACUGUCCCAGGAGGGCAACUGUGAGUCUCUGCCAAAUUAUGUGGGACGCGGCAAUGCAGCGGGCGUGGACUUGAAUCGUGAUUUUCCGGAUCGCCUGGAGCAGCAACAUCUCAAUUAUCUGCGUGCUCCGUCCCGUCAACCGGAAACCGCCGCCUUGGCCGAAUGGAUUGUGAGCAAACCGUUUGUGCUUUCCGCCAAUUUUCAUGGAGGUGCCGUCGUAGCCAGUUAUCCGUAUGACAACUCUCUCGCCCACAACGAUUGCUGUGAGGAGAGCCUGACGCCGGAUGAUCGCGUGUUCAAGCAACUGGCGCACACGUAUUCUGAUAACCAUCCGAUAAUGCGACGUGGCAACAACUGCAACGAUAGCUUCGCUGGCGGCAUCACAAACGGUGCCAAUUGGUAUGAGCUGUCCGGUGGCAUGCAGGACUUUAACUAUGCAUUUAGCAACUGCUUUGAGCUGACCAUCGAGCUGUCCUGUUGCAAGUAUCCGCCGGCAAGCAGCUUGCCCGCCGAAUGGGGACGCAACAAGCGGGCGCUGUUGCAACUGCUGAAGCAGGCGCACAUUGGCAUCAAGGGUCUGGUGCAGGAUGCCAGCGGUUAUCCGAUUGCGGAUGCAACCAUUGUUGUCUCCGGUCUCGAGGAUAAAUCCAUACGUACCUCAAAGCGUGGCGAGUACUGGCGCCUCCUUACGCCGGGCAUCUACAGUGUCUAUGCGGCGGCCUUUGGCUAUCAAUCGAGCGCACCACAGGAGUUGCACGUGACCAAUGAGAAUGUGGAAGCCUUGCGUGUGGACUUUAAGCUGUCUCCGGUGGAAACCAACUAUGAUGGCAACUUUCGCAAACAAAAGGUGGAGCGAGCAGAGCCGCCAGAGCAGCUGAAGGAGAAAUACGAUGGAUUUCUAACUCCCACCAAGUUCGAGCACCACAAUUUUGUGGCCAUGGAGAGCUUUCUAAGGAACAUGAGCGCCAGUUAUCCAUCGUUGACGCGUCUCUACAGCAUUGGGAAGAGUGUGGAGGGCAGGGAUCUGUGGGUGCUGGAGAUAUCGACAGCACCGGGAACACAUGUACCCGGUGUGCCGGAGUUCAAGUAUGUGGCCAAUAUGCAUGGCAAUGAGGUUGUGGGCAAGGAGAUGCUCCUGCUGCUGACCAAGUAUCUGCUGGAGCGCUAUGAGAAUGAUGAGCGUGUGACACGGCUUGUGAAUGGGACACGGAUGCACUUCCUCUACAGCAUGAAUCCCGAUGGCUAUGAGAUAUCCCAAGAAGGGGACCGAACCGGCGGACUUGGACGUGCCAACGCCCACAAUGUGGAUCUCAAUCGCAAUUUUCCGGAUCAGUAUGGAACGGAUAAGUUCAAUAAGAACACCGAGCCGGAGGUGGCAGCCGUCAUGAACUGGACUCUAUCGAUACCAUUUGUGUUGUCCGCGAAUUUGCAUGGCGGCUCCCUGGUGGCCAAUUAUCCAUUUGAUGACAACGAGAAUGACUUCAAUGAUCCGUACUCGCGACUGCGGGAUGCCAGCAUCAGUGGCCGGAAACUCAAUCCCACCGAGGACAAUGAGCUGUUCCGUCAUCUGGCGCUCGUCUAUUCCCGAGCACAUCGCACCAUGCAUCUGGGCAAGCCGUGUGCUCUCUUCCAGAACGAGCUCUUCAGCGAUGGCAUCACCAAUGGCGCCCAGUGGUAUAGUGUGACCGGUGGCAUGCAGGAUUGGAACUAUGUGCGGGCUGGCUGCAUGGAGCUGACCAUUGAGAUGGGCUGCGACAAGUUCCCGAUGGCCAAGGAGCUGCCGCAGUACUGGCAGGACAAUCGCGAGCCAAUGCUCCAGCUGAUCGAGCAAGUGCAUCAUGGUGUGCACGGCUUCGUGCGCAGCUCCAUUGGCACGCCCAUUGCCGGAGCCGCAGUCGGUCUCAACGGUGGCAAUCACACCAUCUACAGCGGCACCUUUGGCGACUACUGGAAACUGACGCUCCCCGGUCGCCACAAUGUCACCGUCCUGGGCGAUGGCUAUGCCCCGCUGCGCGUUGAGGUGGAAGUGCCCGCGGUGGAACCAUUCGGGAUGCGCCUGGACGUCACCCUGAUGCGCGACGAUCCGCAGCACUGGGCCUCCGCCAACGAUUUCCGCAUCAUCGAGAAUGUGGUGAACACCAGAUAUCAUAUCAAUACAGAGGUUCGCAGUCGACUCGCCGAGCUGGAGAACCAGAACGGUCAGAUCGCCAGCUUUGGCUAUGCGGACAAUGAGUUCAGUCGACACUUCAACUACAUCAAGCUGACCUCCAAUGUUGGCGAACCGGAGGAGCACAAGUACAAGCUGCUGGUGGUAAGCUCACUGUAUGAUACAACCGCUCCGCUGGGCAGGGAGAUAAUGUUGAAUCUGGUGCGACAUCUUAUCGAGGGUCACAAGCUGCAGGAUGCGUCUGUCGUCCAGUUGCUGCAACGCAGUGUCAUCUACUUUUUGCCACAGACUGAGAAAUUCCCCGAUAUCUUUCAAAUGUACAAUUUCAACCACUCCGUUUGUGAUCCCGUGAUGCCCGACGAGCUGGCCGAGCGCAUCCUGAGUCCCGAGGCGGAGACUUCACGGGAUCUGCUGCUGCAGUUCCUGCGCAGUGAGCACUUUGAUCUGAUGCUGACAUUCAGUGCCGGCAGCUCGGAGCUGAGCUACCCCAAGGGUGAUUCCAUUCUGGAGAAGUUCGCCCACAGCAUACAGCGCACGGAGUUCAACUACUCGCCGCUGCAGUGCAGCACAUCGGCCACCCGGCAAUUGCAUCGCGAGACGACCGAGAGAUUGACCAACCUGUUCUACAAGCUCUAUAAGAUUCCCAUGUUUACGCUGGGAUUAUCCUGUUGCCGGAUGCCGGCGCACCAACAAAUCGCCUCCGUGUGGCGCACCAACAUUGAGAAGAUUAAGAACUUCUUGGGCCUGGUCCAGACGGGGAUCAGUGGCCUGGUGCAGAAUGAGAAGGGGCAACCGUUGCGGGAGGCAUUUGUUCAUCUGUUGGAGCACGAUAGCAUCUACAAUGUGACACGGAAUGAGGCACGGUUCCAGCUGAUGCUGCCCAAGGGUCUCUAUGGCCUGGAGGUCAGUGCACCCAAUUAUGAGUCGCAGAUCAUUAAGGUGCAAGUGCAGCACGACAUCGUCAGUGAUCUGGGAGUGAUCAAGCUGCACGGCUUUACGUUGAUCCGUGGCGAGGUAACCGAACUAAAUGGCCAACAACAGAGUGGCAGCGUCACCAGCAUCACGGGCGUUGUUCUCGACGAUGGCAAUCAUCCCAUACGCAAUGCCAAAAUAUCAGUGAUUCAUCCGACGGGACUGACGCACCUGCGUAACUUCACCAACAGCAUGGGUCAAUACUAUUUGAGAGCAGUUCCCGUGGGCGCCAUAACGCUCAAGGUGGAGGCGCCACGUCACUUUGAGGCCACACGCGACAUACGUCUGCCUCAAGGUGGACAGCCGACCGAGAAUGUUGUCUUCCAUCUCAAGUUCAAUGCCCAUGUUUUUGGUCUGCCACGAUUCCUGUUCAUCAUUGUCGCCAGUGUGCUGAUCAUUGUGGGCGUUGUCAUCUGUGUGCUGUGCGCACAAUUCUGGUUCUAUAGACGCCAUCGGGGCAAGAUGCCCUACUACAAUUUCUCACUGUUGCCCCAGAAGGGCAAGGAGCAGUUCGAUCUGGACGAGGAUGCCGGCGAUGAUGGCGAAACGGAGCUUUUCCGUUCCCCAAUUAAACGUGGCAUGACCAUUCAGCCGUACUUUGACGAGGAUCAGCUGGAGCGUAUACUCCAUACGGAUGACGAGGACGAAGAAGUGGUUAUGGACUUGGAGCCACAAAUGGAGAUAGAUGUGGCCGAGGACAGCGGUGAUGAGAUUGUCAUGUUGCACAAUCCUAAGAAUCAACGCAAGCAUUAAGGAAUCAACCAGCAAUUGAAACUUAAAACAAAACACACACACACAACACAACAAAACUGUGAUUCAAAACGUUUUCAAAAACCAAUCGCUCUUUUUAUAAUAUUAUAAUGAUUAUAAUUUUUUUAAUUUUUUUUAUAAAUUGUCUUUACUUUUUUUGUUUGCUAUCUUUGCUAUGUACAUACAUAUAUACAUAUAUCUAUAUACGAUCAAUCAACAGCUUUAUAUACGACAAAACGAUAUGAUGUUGUGGCGAAUCUCUAGGAAACAAUUUUCCUGAUAAGAUAUAUGUAUGUGCUGUCCAACACCGUAACUGUAACUACUUUUAAGACUGAGACUUUUAAACUAACAUUAACAAGCAACAAAAUAAAAUUAAAGAAAAACAUUGAAAAC